Molecule: messenger RNA, 501 nt
Organism: Engraulis encrasicolus (European anchovy)
Lineage: Eukaryota; Metazoa; Chordata; Actinopteri; Clupeiformes; Engraulidae
Gene: cnrip1a
Product: cannabinoid receptor interacting protein 1a
Exons: 3
Coding region: 10-501 (163 amino acids)
Biological process (GO): negative regulation of signaling receptor activity
Cellular component (GO): plasma membrane
Molecular function (GO): type 1 cannabinoid receptor binding
Source: RefSeq, a predicted model, not a curated record
UCAGCAGAUAUGGCCGACGACGUUCCAGAUCUUAUAAACAUCUCUAUCUCUCUGAAAAUACAGCCGAAUGACGGACCGGUGUUUUUCAAAGUAGAUGGGACACGGUUUGGGCAGAACAGGACAAUAAAACUGCUAACCGGGUCCAAAUACAAAAUUCGGGUGGUGAUGAAGCCGACGAACGUUUCACCUGGGACCAUGGGCAUCGGCGGCGUCAACUUCCCCCUGGAGGUGGAGACCAAGGAGGAGGACUCGGUGGUGUUCACUGGCCUGUACGACACAGAGGGCGUGCCACACACCAAGAGCGGAGAGAGGCAACCUAUUCAGGUCUCCAUUGAGUUCAAGGAUGCUGGCACGUUUGAGACGGUGUGGCAAGUCAAGUUCUAUAACUACUACAAGCGGGAGCACUGUCAGUUUGGCAACAACUUCAGCAGCAUCGACUACGAGGUCAAGCCAAACGAGACACGCAGUCUGAUGUGGAUCAACAAGGAGGCUUUCAUCUAG